CUUGAUUUCAAGGAAACACCUGUUUACUGUACAGAUCCAAAUCAAGCAACUCUCGAGAAAUGGGAGUGUCUUCUUGACCUCGAUCUUUAUUGAUCUUGGUAUCAGCACCUCCAAUGACGUGUCCUGAGGGGCGGGAGAAAAUGAACAAGUGCCUUAUACACCGGGAAAGAGCAGAAGCCUAACUGUUGCUGCAGAAAGUCCCCACAGAGGAGGUGGGGUUAGAGUGUUCGGGGAGCAUUAAACAGUGAGUGCCCUGUAGAAAGUUCAGUACCGGGGUGCAGAACUUUGCAUCGGCUCUGAUUUUGAAGCAGAAGCAGUUUUGAAGCUGGCCAGUAAGGGACGUGUCAGGCAUUUGACUUAUUAAUGAUCUUGAUUUUAAUAGGAAACCUUUGUGAAAGGGGAUGCAGCUUCUGCUAGAUAUUGUCAACUUCUGAAUUACUAGAUUUGGUUCUACUUUUUGGCACUCAGAAAACCCCGGUAUUUCCAAACCAGCUUUCUUUUGCUUCAGGACGUAUAUUACCCAAGCCUGUACUAUGGAGAAUGGGGACGGUAAUGAGGGCACCUCAGCUUUUCACGUGCCUGAGUGGAUGCAGAUUCAAUUUGCUGACCAGAAGCAAGAAUUCAACAAGCGUCCCACCAAAAUUGGACGUCGCUCUCUGUCUCGCUCCAUUUCUCAGUCAUCUACUGACAGCUACAGCUCAGCGGCUUCGUAUACAGACAGCUCUGAUGAUGAGACAUCCCCUAGGGACAAGCAGCAAAAGAACUCUAAGGGAAGCAGUGACUUCUGUGUCAAGAACAUCAAACAGGCAGAGUUUGGACGAAGAGAAAUUGAAAUUGCUGAACAAGAAAUGCCGGCACUGAUGGCUUUGAGGAAGAGAGCUCAAGGAGAAAAACCUUUGGCUGGAGCCAAAAUCGUGGGUUGCACACACAUCACUGCUCAGACUGCUGUGCUUAUGGAAACUCUGGGUGCUCUGGGGGCACAGUGCCGAUGGGCUGCCUGCAACAUCUAUUCCACCCUCAAUGAAGUGGCUGCUGCUCUAGCAGAAAGUGGAUUUCCUGUGUUUGCCUGGAAAGGAGAGUCAGAAGAUGACUUUUGGUGGUGCAUUGAUAGAUGUGUGAAUGUGGAGGGCUGGCAGCCAAACAUGAUCUUGGACGACGGAGGGGAUCUUACUCAUUGGAUUUAUAAGAAGUAUCCCAACAUGUUUAAGAAAAUCAAGGGCAUCGUAGAGGAGAGUGUUACUGGAGUCCAUAGGCUGUACCAGCUCUCCAAAGCUGGGAAGCUAUGUGUUCCAGCCAUGAAUGUCAAUGAUUCAGUCACCAAACAGAAAUUUGACAACCUCUACUGUUGCCGUGAAUCAAUUCUUGAUGGACUUAAAAGGACAACAGACAUGAUGUUUGGUGGAAAGCAGGUGGUGGUCUGUGGCUAUGGAGAGGUGGGGAAGGGGUGCUGCGCUGCCUUAAAAGCUAUGGGCUCCAUUGUGUAUGUGACUGAGAUUGACCCUAUAUGUGCCCUUCAAGCCUGUAUGGAUGGAUUUCGACUGGUGAAAUUAAAUGAGGUCAUCCGACAAGUGGAUAUUGUUAUUACCUGUACAGGUAACAAGAAUGUGGUAACCAGAGAGCACUUGGACCGUAUGAAGAAUAGCUGCAUCGUUUGUAACAUGGGACAUUCUAACACGGAGAUUGACGUGGCGAGUCUGCGGACACCAGAACUGACCUGGGAGCGAGUGAGAUCCCAAGUUGACCAUGUAAUAUGGCCUGAUGGCAAGAGGAUAGUAUUGCUGGCAGAGGGCCGUCUGCUGAACCUCAGCUGCUCCACAGUGCCUACCUUUGUGCUCUCCAUCACCGCCACUACUCAGGCUCUUGCCUUGAUAGAGCUCUACAAUGCUCCUGAGGGCCGCUAUAAGCAGGAUGUCUACCUGUUGCCCAAGAAAAUGGAUGAGUAUGUGGCCAGCCUACACCUGCCCACCUUUGAUGCCCACCUGACCGAGCUGACAGAUGAACAGGCCAAGUAUCUGGGACUCAACAAGAAUGGGCCCUUCAAGCCCAAUUACUACAGGUAUUAAGUUCCUGUAACUCAAGCCAGAAGAAGUUUUAAGGAAUAGAACUCCAAGUCUUUUCUCCACUCCUAUACAGGAAAGAACCCAGCAAGCUGCUUCUCCAAUCAGCUGCCCGCCGUGCUCAUCCUGUACGUUAGAUUAUUUAUUUAUUAAAAUCCAGAAUCCUGUGCCUGUCGCCUUGGCCUAGAGUGUGGUUGCUGCCCCAAGGGCUGUAAGAGCCACAGAGGACAGGCUGAGAAAGGAAAGAAAUGGGGUAGCUGCUCCCAGUGCGUCUUUCGCAUGAUUCCCCAUUGACUCUGAGUCCUCAGCAUUGGUCAGUAUUCUCUCGUCCAGGCUCAGGAGUUAGUCCAUGGAUUCCAGAUUCCUUGUUCUCUGGGGGUUUUCUGGAAUAAGUUUUUAACAGCUGCCUUUCUCAGCUUUGGCCCUUCCCUAGGUGAGGCCUUUUGGAAACCACUGAAUUCACUUGGCCUGGGUUCCCAGCCUUGACCAUCACUAUCACUGCCUUCUUUAUACAAUGGCUGGGAAGGAAGGAGUGUUGUGGCUUUGGCAGCUACACCAAAAACUCAGCUCUGCCUGUACUUGCUGUGGGUCUCCUUCCUUACCCGGGACUCCUUUCUUCUUGAAUAUUUAUGUCCAUUUUAACACUUUCAGGUUCCAAGAGGAAUGUGCCUCUAUUAUUUCCUCAGCAGCUCUGAUGUUUGUCAGACAUUUGUUUUGCUGUCUUUAUAACCCAGCUAACCUCUGCUCAGGAAGUGGGGGCCAGCCGCACGGGAGCCUGUAAUUUUACUUCCUUGUCAUUUAACUGGAUAGUUUCCCGGGAAGCUCCCUCCAGAUUGGCACUGUCUCAUAAAAGGAGGCUUGUUGUGAAACACUGCUUCCUGAAACUUCCUCCUAUUGCCUAAAACUUUCUGAAACUGAGCAGGAAAAGGCUUACCUUUCAAGGGAUUUGGGAGUGCAGGACUUUGGAAAUGGGACAGGUCUUUCAGGCCCACAGCUCAAUACCCUAAAGAAGCAGAAUGUAUUUAUUUGUCCCCUGGGAAGGGCUUUGCAGCUUAACUGAGUAGGCUAUACAGAGAUGACACUGUCAACUGAAUCCAGAUAAUCAAAGCUAGUUUGACUAGUUUGAACCUCAUCGGACAUUCAUCCCUUUGGUCAUUGCCAUUGAUGAAACUGAAAUCUAAUGUCUCUGCAAUUUGGUCUGUCGUCUUUCUUCUCUGCAGGCAUAUCUUUUUAUGUUCUGGCCUCUUGCAUCUUAAGAUUCUGUAUUUCAGAGAGGUAGUUUUUUGAACAACUCCACCAUUACAAAAAAUUUAUAAUGUGAGCAGCCUGAAAUUUUGUAUCCCACCUAAGAAUUGGAUUCCUUUUGGAGACUGGCCUAUUGGUCUUAAGGGUUCCAUUGGGACCAGAUUGGUUCUAGGAGUUAAGUCUGGAGUGGCCCUAGGAAUCUUGGAUGAAAUGAGCCCUUUUUUCCCCUGCCAUCCCUAUUUAAUACUUGAAGUUUUGCUUGUUUUUCCAUUUUUUUCUAUCAUGGUUUGCUUCAAAGUCUCAAGACCAGGGUGACUCAAGGAAACACCAAACCACCCAGGAUCACUAUAACCUUCUGCUCCUCAGUUUCCACCUUCUCCAGCUUCCCCUGGUCUUCACAUAUAUCCUGAGCUAGUCUGGAAGUGACCUUCCUUUUGGAGGUAGGGAGGUGGGCCUUAGGUAAAUGGCUCUUUGCCUCAUUAAAUAGCAUACUGGCUCAGCCCAUAGAAUCUGGUUCAUCAGAGACCUAUGUCUUAGCGAGUACUAGAAAAUUGCCACAUACAUGGCUGUAUUCUUUCAUAAAGAAGAUCAUAAAGGCUGAAAAUUCCACCAGGGCUAUUCAGUUCUUCCUUUUGCCUUCCCAGUUCUGAUUUUUGUAUUAACUGAAUCCCUUUAGCAGAAGAUUCAGAAAAUGAGAUUUGUAGCUCAUCUUACAUCCAGAGUAGAAUCCAUUAGGCAGAUAUCUGGACUCCAGCCUAUUAUGUUUUAGGCCAAAUAUCACAGCCUGCUGUUUCUCAGCAAAGCCUGGCUGCCUGUGGUGCUCACUCUGCUGGUCCUGACAGAGCAAGCUCUGCCUUGCAGUAGUGAAGAGACCCAUUCCAAAUGAACAAGGAGCCACACUGGGCUUCUAGGUUAGGUUGCCAGUGUUGCUACCCAUGGUGAGGUAUUUGCCUCUGAAUUUCAGGGGAUCCUGAGUCACCAACCAUUAAGGAAAAGGAGGUCCAGGCCUCCUGAGUAUUUGGGUUCUACCUUGGUGUUGGAAUUUGGUCAUUAUUCUCUCUGCCCUUGUAAUCAGAACAAAGAUGUCAUCUUCCCUCAAGCUCUCACCUUAGACGCAUCCUAGGUAUCUGGAAGCAUGGGAAAGACUUUUUAUAUGUGGCCCUGGCCUGUAGGGAUUCUUACCAUUUUCUCUACAAUGAAUUUGUGCUAGUUUUCAAGGUCUUUUUUGCCUUCUUAAAGGAAAUAUUCAAUUUUCUUUUUCUCACUAAAAAAAAAAAAUAAAUAUAUAAAGAUAUCUGGUCUACCUUCCCUCUGCCCUCCUACCUCCUUGUCUUCCCUUCCCAUAUGAGCACGGCUCCCCAUGGCCACAUACUCUUGCAAAGCUUUUUUGCUGCUUGGCUUUUCUCUGAACAGAUCUGAAAUCGCUGCUCCUGUGGUUUUCUCAAAAUUAACUUUGUCCUGGUUUUAAAAGAGAAAUCAAAAUGCAUUGUUGCAUUAAGCUUUUUUAAUAAAGGAAAAUUAUGGAAAGAAAAUAGGCAACACCAGCAAAUUAUAUGUGGACAAGUUCUAAACUCUAUAUACGUACGUACAUACUAUAUAUAUAUAUAAAUAAUCAUCUAGUUCUCAUUGUCAUCUUACUAAAAGGAAAUAAAACCUCUAAAGAUUGCCAUUUCUGAGAGGCUCUUGGAAAUCUUUAUGUCUAAGUGAUUGGAUUAGAUCAGCAAUAAUUAAUAUGUAAUCUCAAAUGAUAAAUAAAAUAUUCUUAAAAUGGA
Molecule: messenger RNA, 5074 nt
Organism: Camelus dromedarius (Arabian camel)
Lineage: Eukaryota; Metazoa; Chordata; Mammalia; Artiodactyla; Camelidae
Gene: AHCYL2
Product: adenosylhomocysteinase like 2
Exons: 17
Coding region: 534-2063 (509 amino acids)
Biological process (GO): L-methionine cycle
Cellular component (GO): cytosol
Source: RefSeq, a predicted model, not a curated record